AUGGACAACAAAAACGACGAUCCAAACGUUCCUGAAAAAACAAUAUUCUCUGUUAUUGCACAAGGAGAUUUGACGGAAUUUAAGAAUAUACUUGCUCAACACAAGGGCAGUGUCGAUUUUUUAGACGAAAAUGGUAUGACUGCCCUCCAGCACGCUGCAUAUAAGGGGUGCAAGGAUAUGGUACAAUUGCUUCUUGAUAGGGGUGCGGAUGUCAAUUGUGGUAACCACGAGUACAAUUAUACGGCGCUACAUUUUGGCGCGUUAUCGGGGAAUUCAGAAGUAUGUAAGCUCCUGUUAGAUGCGGGGUCUAAACCCAAUUCUACAAAUUCUGUUGGGCGCACGGCAGCUCAGAUGGCGGCUUUUGUAGGAAACCAUCAUACUGUGGCAACUAUUAACAACUUCAUACCUCGUACUGAAAUAUCUUACUUUUCAACUCCUCAAGGUCAACAGACUGAACCCUAUCUACCAGCUUUACUUGUUGAACCUCUGCAUAAAUUUGUUCUAGGUGUCAAUAUUCAUCCAGUAAGAUUAGCUCUUAACUUACAACAUGCUUCCUGUCUGUUAGACAAUGCUGAGAAGGUAAGCAAGGUCCUUGAGAUGCUUUGUAAAAAGGAAAUGACAAGGGGCAGUGAAACCAAUGAAGUGAUGGCAUUUAAAUAUCACUACCUUGCAUAUAUUUUAAAAGAAAUUAGUAAUAUCCGUGAUAAACAAAAACCUAUCUCUGAGAGUGAAAAGAAGCAUGAUAUAGUAGAAAUUUUUACUAAAAAGCUCUUAAAACCAGGAAAGGAUGGAUAUUCAUUAGAUUUGAUGGAUGCAUUCCUUAAAGAUUGUGUUCGGGAGUUUCCAUACAGAGAAUGUACAACAUUUCAUCAGAUGGUUACUUCUUUGACAAGUAAAGCCCCACCACCUGCCUUUUCAGUGAUUAAUUGUACUAUCAAUGGCCAGCGAGGAUUUAUUGACACUGUUCCUUAUUGUAGUACUUGUGGUGAAGAAACGCCAGCAAAAAAAUGUUCCAAAUGUAAAACAGUGCAAUAUUGUGAUAGAGAAUGCCAGCGUUUGCAUUGGUUUGUGCAUAAAAAAGCGUGCAAUAGGGAAUCUAAUGUGCAAGCACCUAAUGCCAAAGUGAAUAUAGACCCUUCAGAGUUAACUGCUGAAUUACAAAACCUUGUAGCCGGAUAG
Messenger RNA from Pieris macdunnoughi, 1179 nucleotides. Lineage: Eukaryota; Metazoa; Arthropoda; Insecta; Lepidoptera; Pieridae. The record is from the annotation of a GenBank genome assembly.